GGCGGGUGGAUGGGGGGGUUGAAGGCAGCGGAUCCGUCCGGCUCCGGGAGCGGCGCGGGGCGGCGGGGGUUAAAGCUCCGCCGUGACGUGUCCCGGUGGCUCCGCCCCGUAUCGCUGCGACGCAGACCGGAGCCCCCCCCCAAACCGAGAAGGUGUGAGCGGCCCCGCGCCCGCCAUGGCCGCGCUGUUGGAGGCCGUUCUGAGCUCAUCGGAGAAAGCAGCUGAGAUCGCCCGGCUGUGCCGGGACGCGGAGCCGCUUUUCCGAUUGCUGGUAGCGGAGAAAACCGGGUCGGAUCGGAACCAGCGCUUCUCCCACGACUUCAAGACUCUGGCAGAUGUUCUCAUCCAGGAGGUCAUCAGGCACGACCUGGGUGCCAAGUUCCCUGAGCUGCGCGGCCACAUCGGGGGCGAAGAGUCCAACGAGUUCACCAACGUUAAUGGGGACACGGUGUCGGUGCGGGUGUGCGACACGGUGCGUGAAACGGCGGCGCUGCUGGGCUCCGUGCUGCACCAGCAACGGGACGCGGCGGAGCUGCUGGCGGCCGCUGCGCACCGGGAGGUGACGGUGGGAGACGCGGAGCUGGAUGGACUCAACGUCAGCAUCGACCCAGGGGAUGUGGCCGUUUGGAUCGACCCCAUCGGUGAGGGGGGGCAGAGGUGGGACCCCCACCCAUGGGGUGAUGGUGACGGAUGGGACCCCCCCACCAUGGGGUGAUGGUGGCGGAUGGGACCCCCCCACCAUGGGGUGAUGGUGACGGAUGGGACCCCCCCCAUGGGGUGGUGGUGACGGAUGGGACCCCCCCAUGGGGUGAUGGUGACAGAUAGGACCCCCCCAUGGGGUGAU
Messenger RNA from Coturnix japonica (Japanese quail), 844 nucleotides. Lineage: Eukaryota; Metazoa; Chordata; Aves; Galliformes; Phasianidae. The record is from RefSeq and is a predicted model, not a curated record.